UGCCGGAGCUGCGCCCGCCCCGCUUUGUGCCGGCAGGACGGCAGGACGGCCGAAAGCCAUGGAAGAGUUAAUAGUUGAGCUGCGCCUGUUUCUUGAACUUCUGGACCAUGAAUAUCUAACUUCCACUGUCAGGGAGAAGAAGGCAGUGAUAACUAACAUUCUCCUGAGGAUACAGUCAUCAAAAGGUUUUGAAAUAAAAGAACAUGUACAGAAGCAGGAAAUUGCCAACAGUUUGCCGGCACCUCCUCAAAUGCCUUUACCAGAAAUACCUCAGCAGUGGCUGCCACCAGAUAAUGGGCCUCCACCAUUACCAACAUCUUCCCUCCCCGAAGGCUAUUAUGAAGAGGCAGUGCCACUUAGUCCUGGGAAAGCUCCUGAGUACAUCACUUCCAAUUAUGACUCUGAUGCUAUGAGCAGCUCUUACGAAUCCUAUGAUGAGGAGGAGGAGGAUGGAAAGGGGAAGAAAAUGAGACAUCAGUGGCCUUCUGAGGAGGCCUCUAUGGAUCUUGUGAAGGAUGCCAAAAUCUGUGCCUUCCUCCUCAGAAAGAAACGAUUUGGGCAAUGGACCAAACUGCUGUGUGUUAUCAAAGAAAACAAGCUAUUGUGUUACAAAAGUUCCAAGGACCAACAGCCACAGAUGGAGCUGCUCCUGAAUGACUGCAGUAUCACAUACAUUCCCAAAGACAGCAAAAAGAAGAAGCAUGAGCUGAAAAUCUCACACCAAGGAGCAGAUGCCUUGGUUCUGGCAGUGCAGAGCAAAGAGCAGGCCGAGCAGUGGCUGAAGGUUAUAAAAGAUGUGUGCAGCAACUGUAUGGGAGCAGUAGACUCUGAUGGGCCAUUGUCCAGUUCUCCAGUGCAUAAGACAGAGCUGGAAAAGAAGUUGUCAUCUGAGAGGCCAAGCUCAGAUGGGGAGGGUGCUGUGGAAAAUGGAAUCACUACUGUGUGCAAUGGGAAAGAACAAGUGAAGAGAAAAAAAAGUUCAAAAUCAGAGGCCAAGGGCACUGUGACUAAAGUAACAGGGAAAAAAAUAACGAAGAUCAUUGGUUUAGGAAAGAAAAAGCCAUCAACAGAUGAACAGACCUCAUCAGCUGAAGAAGAUGUUCCAACAUGUGGAUAUCUCAACGUGCUCUCAAACAACCGUUGGCGUGAGCGCUGGUGCAGAGUGAAAGAUAAUAAACUGAUUUUCCACAAGGACAGAACAGAUCUGAAGACGCAUAUAGUGUCUAUCCCUCUCCGUGGCUGUGAAGUCAUCCCGGGACUGGAUUCAAAGCAUCCUCUGACCUUCCGCCUGCUGCGAAAUGGGCAGGAGGUUGCUGUGCUCGAGGCAUCCUCCUCUGAAGAUAUGGGCAGAUGGAUAGGAAUUCUGCUGGCAGAAACGGGAUCUUCAACAGACCCUGGAGCUUUGCACUAUGACUACAUCGAUGUGGACAUGACGGCAAGUGUCAUCCAGGCUGCCAAACAGACAUUCUGUUUUAUGAAUAGACGAGUUAUAUCUACAAAUCCCUAUCGAGGAAGCACUGCCAAUGGCUACGCCUGUCCGAGUGGAAUGGCACUUCAUUAUGAUGAUGUUCCCUGCAUAAAUGGAUCGUGGGAACCAGAAGAUGGCUUUCCUUCUUCUCGUAGCAGGAACAUGGGAGAAGAAAUGCUUUAUGAUAAUGCAGGCCUGUACGAUAACUUGCCAUCUCCGAAAAUCUUUGCGCGCUAUCCGCCAGCUGACAGAAAACCCAAUAGGUUAUCUACUGACAAACUCUCCUCUAACCAUUACAAAUAUCCUGUCUCAUCCAAUCUGUCUUCUGCUCAGUCUGUCACUAAUACCUCUGCUGUGGGGAGGGGAUCUGGCUCACAGUUGAAAGGCAAGAAGUCUCCUGCAACUGCUAAUGGGAUUACCGGAAAAGGGAGAACUUUAAGUAGCCAGCCGAAGAAAUCUGAAUCAGUGUCGUGUGUGAAGCGCACUGCAUCCAAUGCAGAGCAGUACAAAUAUGGCAAGAAUCGUGUGGAGGCAGAUGCAAAGAGGUUACAAAGCAAGGAGGAGGAGCUGCUAAAGAGGAAAGAAGCACUCCGGAAUAGACUGGCCCAGCUCCGAAAAGAAAGAAAAGAUCUACGUGCUGCCAUUGAAGUCAAUGCUGGAAGGAAGACACAAGUGAUUCUUGAAGAUAAGUUAAAGAAGUUGGAAGAGGAGUGUAAGCAGAAGGAGGCUGAGCGUGUAAACCUGGAGCUAGAACUGACUGAGGUGAAGGAGAGCCUUAAGAAAGCCCUGGCUGGCGGCAUCACUCUGGGCUUGGCUAUUGAGCCCAAGUCAGGAACAUCAAGCCCACAGUCUCCAAUUUUCAAGCACCGAACUUUGGAAAACUCUCCGAUCUCCAGUUGUGAUACCAGUGAUACUGAAUGCUCAAUACCUGUGAACAGCGCAGCAGCUCUGAAGCGACCUCCCUCAUCAAAUAAUUCUCCGUGUCGAGGCCAUGUCCUUCGAAAAGCAAAGGAAUGGGAGAUGAAAAAUGGAACAUAAAUACAGCAAAACCACUCACUUUCUGUGAAGGCCUUACCUAUUAGGGACUGAAAUAUAGGCUGCAAAAGACUCAUCUGAAAGGUGGUAUCAAGCGAUACAACAUAAGAGGUUUUAUAAUUCUGUUAAGUUAAUGGUAGCUUGGCGCUAAUUUGACUGUAUUCCCUCUACUGUAUUGCUGUGUAACUACGUGUGCCCCUUUUUAUUAGCUGUAACUCUUUAUUUCCAACAUCACUGGUAAAGAAAAUGAAAACCAAAACCAACAAACCAACCAUAGUAAGUAAAAAGGAGCAUAAAGUUGCAGUUGAAAGUUUACUUUGCUGAAACAGCACAGACCAGCAAUGUUAAUUAUCUCACAUCAGGUGUCCUGAACACAACUGAAAACUGGUACAUUCAGACCGAUGUGAAAUCAUUACAGAUAAGCAGUACUCUUUCAGGUCAAAACUGACUUUGUGAGGACUGCAACAGAAGUAGCUGAGUGAAGUCUUGCUCGUUAGCAGUUGCUUUGCUGUUAGCUGUUCACGUGGCAAAAGAAAACUGAAGAAAUGUAUUCACAGAAAUGCCACGGCUUGCUCGACCAGGAAGGCAGGAGCUCUUCAGUGCCACUAUCUUCUGCGCUGGUGUGAGACCAUGGGGUGACACAACUCAGCUGUGAAGCAUUUUUUGGAUACUUUUUAGACAGAUGCUUUUGUCAUUGGGAGAUAAAAAGCUGCCAUUCUUUGAAAAAAAUGCAUUUUAGUAUGUUCUCUUUAUUACUGUUGCAAAGCACCAGUUGUUUUCAAAUGUCAUGUUGUCGAAAUAUGAUUUGUUCCUGAUUUUUUUUAAAAGGAAAACAGGUAUUUUUAGAUACUGCUUCUUUUCUAUACUUUUUGUAAAAGAAAGUGUAAUUGAAAUUAAUCCUUAACAGAUAAUGGCAACUCAGAAUAGCUUAUGCAGUCAGUCUUGUUUUGUUUUUUAUAAUGUAGUAUUGUUAAACUUGAGUUAUAGAACACUGCUGUACUUAGUUUCCUUUGUCUUUUCAGACCUAUUAUUUUGAGGAAGACGGACUGAAAAGAUUAUAAUUUCCAGACUCUUAUAAACAAUUUUAACAAAGAAUUGGGGAUUUUCUCAGACAGGAGUCCAUUUCUGUUUAAUAGGAAAGAGUGUCUUGCAUUUUAGUCUGUAAAAUAUAGAAAUCUGUUCUUCUUUAUCUCCAUCCAUGUCAAUCCUGAGAACUUAUAUGCGGUGAAUUGCCAACUAAAGUCCUUCAAAAUAUCAAGAUUAGCUUUAAAAAAUCAGGAGGGGGGGAAUAUAAUGAGUUGGCUUCUUUUAAUUUUUCCUCUGUGGUUUUUUUAAGCCUUUGGAGAGCCUUCAAUCACAUUCUCAAGAUUUUUUUUCCUCCUCAACUGUGAGAACAAGAAAGUUAUUUUAAUUUAAAAAAUUCAAGUACUACUCAUAUUUUGAGAUAAUCACAGAUGAUAGGGCUGGAGUCUUUGUAAUUAGUUAAGACUUGCAAUUAAAACCACAGAAGUUGGCAAGGCAGCAGUUAUCACGGAUGACAUCCCUUUAUGGCCCAGCCUAUAAAUUCUCUCUUACUUUUAGGAAUAGGUGUGUGUAACUCCUGAGAGGUACACUGGGAUUCUCAGCUGAGCUGGAUGCCAGAGGACUUCCUGCAGGAGCUGGUAGGAUUGGAAGGCACAGAGCUAUCAGAAAGACCUGGUAGCUGAUAGGACACGGCAGUUAGUGCCAGGGAUCCCCAUUGGUCUCAGCAGAGUAGAAAUGGGGCCCAAAAAGGCUCUUCGUUUCUUGGGACUAUGCUUUGUGCAAAGGAAUGCAAAUACAGUAGGGAAGCAAGUGUCAGUGUGGUUUUCAGUGAAAAUAGGAUUUUUUUUUUAAUAUUAUUUUAAGUCAUCUGCUUACUUACUAACUCUAUAAGUGGAGGGCACGUUCUAUGCUGUAUGACUAUGGACUAAACAGUAUCAAGUUCCCGUAAAUAUUAGCAGAAACAAAUUUGAAGCAAAAGUAAGUUCAUUUAGGCUUUUUAUUUCAAAUUAAGUUAUUUAUUUGUAUAUUUCAAUAAGUAUUUAAUUUAUAUCUGUACAUAUUUAUGAUGGAAAUUAGGCUUAUAGUCAAUGUUUGCAAUGAUGUAUCGACUACCAUUAAGAAGUGGUCCCACAUCAAGUAACGCAGAGUAGUCAAAAGCCAAAUCACUUGUCUUGUUUACCCAAUAUUGGCAUUUUCAAACCCUAUAUCCCAUGGGAAAAGAAAAAUCCUUGAAAGGACUUGUUUUAAUCCAUGCCUGAGACAGAAGUGUGCAAAUUUCUGUCCAAGCAAACAGAAACUCCAGCUCCAGUGCCACAACCUCGUGCUCUGCCAUAGAUUCCAGUUGCCGGCGGCACCUAUAGCCCGCUUGGCACCUAUAGCACCCAUUGCAGCAGGGGUUGCUGGCAAAACGAAGCAUCUUUAGCCCUUCCUCAAGCAAAGGUUCCAUAAAGCCACCACUGCCCGUGAUCUGGCGUGUACUGUAAUUGUAUGUCUCUAAUGUAUAAGUAGAUUGGUACCACUGCACUUUGCAUUAGUGACAUGUCCAUUCUGUAUAAUGGCCAAGGUUUUGAAAGGAGGAAAACAAAAAUCCUUGGGAAAUAAUCUCUCUAUAGACCAGAUCUGGUGCUGUGAAAUUUCUGUUUUCUUGAAUAGUAUGAUAUGAUUGCUGUACAAUUUGUUGUAGAAGCGGCAGAGCUUUUAUUUUCACCGUUUUCAGAUUUCACCAUCAGCAGGCAAAGUCAGCAAUAAAGCAGCAUGACUUUUGGUUUAAAGGAAAAACUCUUGCAUUUUAAAUCAUUUCUCUGUCUAUGAAGAAAAUGUUACACUUGUGCUUCCUCAGCAAACUCAGUUACUGUACCAGGUGCUUUUCUCUAAUUUUUUUUUAAUGGGUGAUGCUUUUUUUUAAAAAAAAAAAAAAAAGUCAUACCUCUUGGGGAUAAAAGGUGGUUUUUUAAAUGAAUUUAUUGUGGCAAUUUGAUUUUUUAAAUGGAUAGUACCUAAUUUAGUAGCAAUUUUUGUUAAAGACACUUUGAAAUUAAUUGGCCCAGGCUGUAUGUUGUAAGAUAAUGUUCUCAUAUUAAGAAUGUAAUUAUUUCCUUAUUGUAUUUUUUAAAAAACAAAAUCAUAUUUAAAAAAUCUCUGUGAAAAAAGCAUGAAAGAAACAUGAAAAAAAGGUUUUGUUUUAUUUUUGUUAUUGGAUAUGUUGGCAGUGCCCGUUAUAAGUGACUGUAAAUAUAGUCUUUCUACUGUAUUUCUGUAUUUAAUUUUUUUGGCACACAUUCAUGGAAACUUCUUUUUAAAAAAAGUCCAAAAUAGACCUAUCUUCAAAUGUGUGUCUUAGUAGCUUCAACUAACUUUAUGCGUUUCUAGUUUAUUCUUCAGAAAGUCUUGCAGAGUGUGAAAAAAAGACUGGCACCUGGUAGGUGUGACAGAUCCAAACCCAUUAUUAAUAAAGUUACCUGUCAAAAAAAAAAAGAAGUAUU
Molecule: messenger RNA, 6009 nt
Organism: Cuculus canorus (common cuckoo)
Lineage: Eukaryota; Metazoa; Chordata; Aves; Cuculiformes; Cuculidae
Gene: AFAP1
Product: actin filament associated protein 1
Exons: 18
Coding region: 59-2506 (815 amino acids)
Cellular component (GO): cytosol
Molecular function (GO): SH3 domain binding; SH2 domain binding
Source: RefSeq, a predicted model, not a curated record